AUGAAUGAAAGAAAAACACAAGACAUUGAAGAAAUUGAAAUAAUUGAUGAUAAUGAGAUAGAGAUACAUGAUGAUAUGAGUGACCAAGAAUGGAUAUCUGCUGUUCUCAAUCAUCCUGUCUUUGGUAAUUCUAAAACCCCAGAAGUAGUUUGUGUUGGUUCUAUAGAUCCAGAGAGACGAAAGUUAGAAGGAAUUAAACUUUUUGGUGACACAAAAAUACCUGAGACAAGUAAACAAGAAGAAAUAAAAUUAGGAGAAAAUUCAACAUGUCUUUUGGUCGAUGUUCCUUUAACAUCAGAUAUCAGAAAAAGCAAAACAUUUUAUGGGGUGGAUGAAAUGAAACAAGUUACUGGAAUACAAGAUGAUGAACAAGAAGCAAUUCAAUCACUUGAUAAAAAGGAAAAUGUUAGUAUUGAUGGACAAAAAAAUGUUAACACAACUGAAGAAAAAAGUGUGCAUGUAGAAGAAGAGGAACUUCCAUUUAGUCAAAGAAUUACUCUUUGUGAUGACGGAAUAAAAACAUAUUAUAAUAAAAACAAUAAUCAAUUUGAAGAAGUUCAUGACUUUAUUGAAAUAGAAGCACGUUCUCAACGUUAUUGUAAAGAAGAAUUAUCUGCUACAGAAAAAGAAAGCACGCAAGGAUUGACUUCUCUAGCAUUUGACAAUAAAUCAUCUAUUCUGCUUCAUUCAAUCUUCAAUCAUCCAAAAAAUAAUUUUUUAUCUCAAAGCAUUUGUAUUAAUAAGAUUGAUAAAGACGAUGAACAGCAGCCAAUCAUAUCCCAAAGAAUUAUAAAUCAUUUGGAAAAGAAAGAUGUCCAACAACAAUGUAUUAUUUCAUUAGAAAAUGAAAGUAAACCAAACGAGUCUGAUCUUCUCAAAAGAAAAUUAGAAAUACUUGAAUGGUUUAAUAAAGAAUUGGCAUUACUAAUCAAUGAAAAGGAAAGAAGACUUAGACAGUUGGAAAUAGAAUCAUUUCUCAGUCCAAUCCCAUCACAACCAAUUUCAAAAACAACUUCAUUUAAUGUAAACGAACAGAAAAAUAAAACAAAAAACGAUAUCAUUCAUAUCACACAACUUACUACACCAAUAAAAGAUGUUAAUGAAAAACCAAUUAAUAAUGAUUAUGGAAAACAAAAAGAAGAAACAAAACCAAAGAAAAAGAAUGGAAAGAAAUGGAAACACUUCAAAGAAGAACAAGAAAUCACAGAAUGGUUUAAGAGUCAACCUAUUUAUGAAGACAUUUUAAUGUAUAAUGCUAUCGAUAUUGAUGACUGUAUUUAUUUAUUUAAAACAGCAGGGUAUUUGGUUACAAAAAAAUUUCUUAAAGGAUACUUUGAAAAGAAUGGAGUAAAUUAUUAUGACGCUGCAAGAGAAAAUGCGAACAAAAGAGGAGCUGGAAAUUUCUAA
Molecule: messenger RNA, 1407 nt
Organism: Entamoeba dispar SAW760
Lineage: Eukaryota; Evosea; Mastigamoebida; Endamoebidae
Exons: 1
Coding region: 1-1407 (468 amino acids)
Biological process (GO): DNA repair; DNA replication
Cellular component (GO): nucleus; Slx1-Slx4 complex
Source: RefSeq, a predicted model, not a curated record